AACUAGCAAGCCUGGGCAAGCCGAUGACGCCGACAUUCCGGCGCCACGCGCUGUCGGAGCGGCCCGACUUCGCCGACGGCCGCUUCAGCUGCCGCGACCGCAAGCCCCGAGACGACAAGUUCAUAGAACUAGGAAGAAAUAGAAUCAAAGCUCCCGCCAAGCCCCUAACCCGCUGCUCGCCCACCAACAACGUGCCUCUAGAAGUAGACAAACCUGAGAAGAAGCGAGAAGGGAUCUCCAGGAGCAACUACGUCAGCCUCGCCAGUCUCAAGAUCAACAGCAAGAAGGAGUUCGAGAAGAAGAGAGAAGACAGCUCGCCCGUCGAACGGGUCAUUUAGACAGGGUACUGUAGAUUUUCAUUAUUUGAUUUUCGACCUUAACACAAUCAUGGUAAAGUCGAUAUUAUAAAGUUUGUGCUUGAAUAACCGUUUUAAUACAUUCGAUUAUAUACUAUGUUGGAAUGAACAUGAAGUCUAUAUUAAAAGCGUCGUGGCAUGGCAGUAUAAAUAAUAUUCACUUUAUUAGUGUGGGUUAAGGUCGAAAAUCAAAUAGAAACGUUUGUCAAACAAAUUUUGGAAUACUCGAACUACUGCAGUCGAUGAACUCAUGUAACAAAGAAGAACAAGAAUUAGAUACCAGUGUUGGCUGAAAGUUAAUAAGAAUUGACGAUUAACCGUAAAUUGAACCGUAAACUUCAACCGUCCGUUACUGUUUACGGUUCAAUUUGUAAUGGUUAUGUCCAAUUCUAAUUACAUUCAGCCAUCACGAUACGAUGUUUUAUAAAUAAUCCUAAAGAUAUGUGUAUAGAAACAAAGCCAUGACGUGUAUUAAUACAACACUCAAGACAGUUGGAAUUUUAGGAUUCCUCGCCUUCCGGACCAUUCCCAGUAUACUUGCCAAUUGCGGCAUAUUAUAUAUGUUAUAAUAUUAUGGUUUGUGCUUCUGCGUAACUGAGAUAGGAACGUUUGUAUUGAAGCUUUUGCGUAUACCAGGGUGUUUCUACGAAAUCAUGUUAAAUAUAAAGCAUAAAAUGUGUAUCAUCGUCUAUACCAGAAACUUCAUAACCGAUAAAUAACGAUACCUUUAUAUAACGGUAUGACGUCAUACCGGUUUAAUCCGAACCAUUUAGAUAGCUGAAUAAAUUUAUUUUGCUACCGGUAAAUAACGGUACCGUUAUUUUUUCUGGUACCUUAACCACUUUCAUAAAGGUACACUAUUAGCUUAGGCGUCGUUGCAAAGCCGCCCGCGCCUUGUUGCGCGUUCCUAUUGGAUGAAGCUGUCUAUAUAAGUGUAAGCCCGUAAGCCCUUUUGAUUUUAUUUAAUACUAUCUGUUUGGCUAUUAUAACGGUUAAGGCAUAUACCGGAAAAAUACCGGUAGCGUUAUUUAAAAAACGGUAGCGAUACCUUUAUAUAGGAGCCGCGCGGCCUAACCGGUAUAAUGUAUCGGUAUCGUAAUUUUAUACCGCUACUAUACCGUAACCGAAAUCAGUCCCCGAAUCAAUCACAAUUGACUUGACAGUUGUCAACCUUAAUGCAAAGACUUAAAGUGUAUCAAUUGGCAACUAUCAAGAUAUCCUGUUUAUAUAUUAAGUUGUGUAGUUGUAGGAGCACCUAUAAUCAAAUAUAUUACACGUUAUUAUGAAUUGUAGGAAAAUAUACUUUGGACAAUUGCACACUAAAUCAAGCAUUCGUCCUUAUCUAACAUUUUAAGCGCGAAAAGGACGGUUGUUUGUAUGUGCUUGUCUUUUUAACUGCGGCCAAGCCGGACUUUUCUAGAAUUUAUACGUCAGAUUUUGAUGCAGUUUAUUCGUAGUUCUGAAUACAUAUGUUAUCGUUGGGUGUUUGACACUACGUAAUUGAAUGCGGUCAAUUGUUUGUACGCUUUGUUAGUUAUUAUAAUGUGCGUGCGUGGCUUCGGUUUGGUACUUGUAUGUUAAUGUGAAGUCUUUCUAUAUCUCAUGUCGGGUCUGGCACGAGCGAAAGAGACAACACACACUCUCACUUUCUCAGUAGAAAAAGGCGGCAAAUUUAAAAAAUGUAGGCGCGAAGGGUUGACUUCCCAUAGAAAAUCAGAACUUCGCGCCUUUUUCUACUGACAUGGGUGUGUUUGAGUAUAUAUGUGUUUUUGCACUAACUGGUUGAACUAUUAAUUAAACAUGGUUGAAAAUGUGAAAAUUAUUCAAAAAAUACAAUGGUUAAGACAAAGACAACUGGAAUGUUCAUGAAUCUACAUAUCUGUAACAACAAAAUCAAAAAUUACAAACAUGUUAACAGAUAUACACGUUCUGUAAAUUAAGAAGUUAAUACGGUCACGUCUGAAAAUAUCGGUACGAAAAAAGUGCCAAAAAUAUAUAUUUAUUGCUCAUAUAUUAAGGUAGUGUAUACACAUUUUUGGCACAUUUUUCGUACCGAUAUUUUCAGACGUGACUGUACCUAUUACGAGACUCCUUCAGUGUGUCAAUCUUGUAGUGCAUAAACACAUUUUGGGUGGCGCGAUACUUCGGGAAGUGCUUCGUAGUUAGUUUGUUGAAAGCGGUGCCUUGUUACAAGACUUCGAUCUAGCAGGGCCUUAUUUUAUACAGUUUGCUUGUUUUUUUAUAAGUCUAAAGGCCAUUACACAUCAAUGAAGUUUUGAUAAAUAUAUCGUGAUAUGAAUUAUUACAUAUAUGUAUACAUUUAUAUGGCCAAGGAAAUCUGUCAUUGAUCACAGACAAUAAUCAGACCUCAUAGACAAUCGUCAGAUUUUUUCGAACCAUAGACGUUCAGAUUAUGAAAUGAUUUGCGACAGCACACAUUCAUUCAUCUAGGGAGGACACCUCAAUAGGCAAUCAUGGUCAAAUAAACAGUCCGUCGUUGGUCUAUCAUACGAGUAUAAAUCUUUUUAAAUUGUAACUUGUAGCUGUUAUAAAAUAAGGCCCGGAUGGGGGCAUUUUAUAGCGUUCGCUUGUACAUUAUACACGAGUUAGGUUUUAUAUCAAUGUUCUACCGUUCCGUAAAGUAAUGUAACAUACCUAGUGUUAAGAGCAGUGUUGGCCGAAACGUUAAUGCAAUAACCAUUACAAAUUGAACCGUAAAGCGUAACGAACGGUUACAGUUUACGGUUCAAUUUGUAAUGGUUCAAGGUCAAUUGCAAUUAACAUUCGGUCAACACUGGUUAAAAAAUGUUAUUCGCAAUGUAGUUUUUCGACUAUUUCGUAAGGUGACUACCAAAACUUCAUAAUUACUGCCACAAGUUCAGGGCCAUAGCGAACUUUACUAGUGAUGAAAUAAGGUUAAUUUUUGUUUGAUUUUUUGCAAUUAGUUUUGGUUAUCAGCUGACGAUUUUUUCAAUGUCGGUUAUACUGAGCCUUCCUAAGAAUAAAACAAACGUAGUGAUCUAUAAUAAAUAAUGAUACUGCAAUAAUCGAUAAAUUGUGGAUGUAGAUUUUUGAUCUACGAAAUUAUGUUACUGUACUUAUGUGUAUGAUUAUUGGGAUAUUUUGAAGUAUUAAGAUAACAUUUUUAUUGAAAUAUUAAUGUCCUAAAAUAUACAUGACAUCUCAUUUCAGAGGUCGAAUAAAUAAUGAUACUGCAAUAAUCGAUAAAUUGUGGAUGUAGAUUUUUGGUCUACGAAAUUGUGUUACUGUACUUAUGUGUAUGAUUAUUGGGAUAUUUUGAAGUAUUAAGAAUACAUUUUUAUUGCGAUAUUAAUGUCCUAAAAUAUACAUGACGAAUGUCUAUCUCAGGGGUCUCCAAACUUUUAGACCCGAGGGACGUGCUGUGUCUCCACUUGUGACGUAAGAGCGCGAAGCACGAAUAAUUUCGUACACUGACACACCAUUUCCUAUCUCUGUACCACGCUUAUAACCAGUAGAGAUCUUAAUCAAAAACUCUUAACAAAUCUUAUUUAAAAUAACACUUUUGAGUCAUGUCCAUUCAUGUUGCAAAAUUUUAUACAAUAAAAUAAACUUAUAUUAAGAAUUCUCGGAUCCCUUCACAUCGGACAUAGGUAAUUAUUGAAAUUCAUAAUGAUUGUCAUUAGUCAUAAUUCUGAAACCGUUAACUUCUCAGGAUUUUCGUAAGGAUAGGUUAGGUUAGGUUUGUUUUAUGGCAAUCCUGAAAUGUUAUGCGUUUCUGAGAAAAACCAAAAUGUGACUAACGAAAAUGCGGACAAACAAUACAUUAUGACUUAAAACUUUGUGGGAAACAAUAGAGACCCAAGAAUUUCCUCGUAAUCCCGCGGAUCACAGGUUAUAACAGUUAUAACUAUUUUGCUGUCCCGCCGAUGAUGCCGCGGCCAUUGCCAUUGUGCAAGCGGAACAGCGAUAUAAUUAUGCGCGUGCAAUAGAGACAGGAAAUAGCGUGUCAAUAUACGAAAUUCUCCGUUCCUUACUUUAGAAUUUGGCACUCUCCGCGGGUCAAACUGGAGAAUGCUGCUUUAUCUAAUCUAAUAUAUAGUAUUUUAUUAUUCUUUCCAAUAGGGUUAUUCCCACUAAUUACUAUCAAGUUGUUACCAGUGGUAACUACUGGGAAUUUAUUUCCCACAGUGUCACCAAAUCGAGUUGGUAACUAGUGGGAAUAACCCGUCCAAUAUUGUAUGUCAUUUUGGAGCAAUAUUACAUGGAUGGCCUUAGUAGCUUUUUAUACUAGAUGUUCAAUAUUACAUAAUUAGGUGCAAACUUGCAAUAAUAUGCGUUUGUUUUCUUAUCUAAUGGCCUUGACAAAUAUUUAAAGUGCCAUCGAAUAUUUAUAACUAUUUCUAUAAGUAUUGAAUUUAUCUGGCCGAUUAAUUGAGUCUCAUUUACAUAUUCUAAUAAUUAUGUAACAUAUUUAAUUUAUAAUCUUACACGUUGAAUCUCAAAUAAGUAUCUCUUCUUUAAAGUUAAUUUCACUAAUUCUUAUCCAGUUGAUUUUGGAAUCUUUAAGAUAUGAUGUGACUAUGAAAAUUGUUGGAAAAUGACCAGGUUGACUAUUUCGUGUCGGUCCUUUGAUGGUCUUUUUGCCAUGGAUACCGCUAUCUCUUUCCGAUAAAUUUAUCCUAGGCGCUUACAGCUGGCUGAGUUGUCUACAUUCCGUAAUCUAAGACUACAUCAAAAAUUGUAUUGACUUUAACUUUUCUUGAGUAGCGGCAAAUAAUGUUUAUAUUUCCUUUAUGGCUGAAAAAUCAUGUAAAAUAUUUUUACUACACCAACUGGUAGAGGCCCUCUUGAUUGUUCAAUAACUAAUGAGAAAGUUGCAUUUUAUCCACAUGUGGGGCAAAGUAAUCAGAUACUUGUUUUGAGUUGUUUCCAUAUGUUAGCUGGUAAAAUUGACUUUUAAAUGUUGAUUUUGAAUGAUUUGGUUUAAUUUUGUUUGAUAUUUUACAGUUAGAAUUUUCCUCGCGUUGGUGUGGUUAAAAAUGUUGUGUUUCACUCGGUGGCUAAAUUUGUUUAACAGUCGUGGCUUGAAACCCUCGCAACGCUCAAGAUUACACUUUUCAAACCACUCGCUAGGUUCGUAGUUCAAUUUUGGAGUCUCGCUUGCUCAUGUAUCAAUAUUCGCACGAGCGGUUAAACAACAACUUUGCCCCCUUGUAAAACAAAUAACCAUAAAAACAAUUUUAAGGCUUUACCGUUUUGUCAAUCAAAGGACAAAUUUCGUACGAAAACAUUUUAGGAAAAUGACACAAAGUUUAUUCUUAAUAUUAUUUGUCGAGACUACAGUCGCAUGUAGUGACAUGUUUGUUAUAAAAUUAUGAACAUUGACCUAUCGGUUAUAUUAGGCCGUGUUUGGUUCAAAUUGAACUAUUAUAUUGUAAUGGGACACUUUUCGAUCCUGCGUCGGUCAGCCAACGCGUGGUUUUCGAGAAUGCUUCUCGUUAUGGAGCGAAAUAUCUGAAGCAAUUUUCAACCUGAAAACCUAACACGUAAUAAUAUGUUUGAUAUGUCUGAUUUUGUAUAAAUUUAUCUCGAAUUUCAGUAUUUUUCAAGUUGGUUAAUUAUUCUUCAAAUUGUGUUCUUAUUUCAAACUGUAAAACUUACGUGAGACACAGACAUAUUGAAUAUUGACACGAAUCACUCACGUAUUUUUCAGUCGAAGAUGACACAAGAUGCUGGACAUGUAUUUGUUUCGCUCCAUCGAAGAGCUCCAACGGGAGCACUUGUUGGAGCGAAACAUGUCGAAAACGUCGCGUAGACUAAAGUAUUAGAAUAUGACAAUACAUUAACUAUAUUAAUUUAUUAACAUUCGUAGCUUAAUUUUUAAUGUUUGAAGUCUGAAGUUUAUUUUGAAACAGGGUGCCAUUUUGUAUUUUUCAUAAUAAUGCUUUGAUCGAAAUAAUUUACCUGGUAACUAGAACUGCAUUAUGAUCAUUGGUGAUUCAGAUAUUUGAAAUAACAUUUGACGUUCUUUUUAACCUGCAGAGACUGAGACGAGGGAAUUUUAUAGAACUUGGCCCAUUUAAAUUGUUAGAGUCAAGGUAUUAAAUAUCAACGCACACGUGCCAAUAAUAUGUACACGGUACCUUAAUAUAUCGACAAUAAAAUAAAAAUUAUAGUACAUCAUUACACAAACUGAUUAAGUCCCACAGUAAGCACAGUAAGGCUUGUGUUGAGGGUACUUAGACAACGAUAUAUAUAAUAUAUAAAUACUUAAAUACAUAGAAAACACCCAUGACUCAGGAACAAAUAUCCAUGCUCAUCACACGAAUAAAUGCCCUUACCAGGAUUUGAACCCGGGACCAUCGGCUUCGUAGUCAGGGUGACUACCCACUAGGCCAAACCGGUCGUCGAAGUAUACAAUAAGGUUGUGUAUUUAAUAUCUUGACUAUAUUUUUUUGACUCAGAAUCACGAAAUGUUUCGAUACUAAUACGAGAAAAAAUGUGUUCAAAUUUUUUUAGUAUUUCGUUACUAUUUUUCUUACCUAGACUUUGUAUGACGGUAACGAAAUGGAAGGAUGGGAAUUUUGGUACACUGUUUUCUACCAUUAAGAUUGAAAGAUCUCGUGUUCUGAGAAAAAUAACAAAAAUUCUCAAAUUUGAUAAAAUAGAGUACAUUAAUUAAAUGGUCCAGUAACCAAUUCGAGUUACCCGUCGUAUUUGUGGGUACAGUCGACGUCAAAGAUAUGUUAACAUUUUUAGGCAUAAGGUGCAAAAGUGUUAACAUGGAUUUGACGUCGACUGUACAUAAACAUUGGUCUUCUUUGGUAAAAAUCACCUUAAAAUUUUAUUUGUGAAGGUAAUUGAUAUUAUUCAUUACGUGUUUUUUUUUUAAUAAUUUCGAUGAAAGCAUUGUUUCUGUUUACUAGUGUAGAGUGCUCACGUAUAUUUUAUCUGUGAUACAUUUUGUUUGUAAAAUGUUGCAAUAACGAGUAUUAUAGGUGUCUAGUUUAUGGUCAUAGUUACGUUGAAGUUGAGGUUACGUUGGCGCUGGCUUUCAUACCAACUAUACACAAGGAAGGACUAAGAUGCGUUAAGUAUUGCCGCUGUUUAAAAACUAAAAUCUACUUCAUUUUUCAAACUGCACCGUCUAUAGCGCUGGGGAGCGUACAGAACCUGUAGGGGGCGGUAUUGGCGUAGGCAGGUACCGGCCUGGGGGGCAGCUGCCCCCUCUAGAGCUCUAAUUUUACUUACAUUGUAUGCCCCUCUGCAGCGUCUAAGCAAUAUGUCCCAAACCCACUAGGGGGGUCACAGGCAUGCACGGAGCAAAUAACGCUAUUUACAUUUUUUUAAAUAUUUUAGACUACUUUACGCGUCUUAGUUUUUUUGAUUGUCUUGAGGCAAUACUAGUAAAUUUCUUGCCAAAAUUGUAGUUCCGUGGAAUACGAACAAGAUAUAUUUAACUUAUGUUUGUACGAAAGCUAGGUACACUAAUUCCUUCCUAAGAAUAUUUUAACACAUUAACAGUGUAACAACGAGUUUUUCCGUCUCCUGCAUUCCAGAUUUUAUCUGUAGUAUCGUUUAAGUACAAAUCAAUAAAGGAUUAUAUACGA
Molecule: messenger RNA, 7948 nt
Organism: Cydia pomonella (codling moth)
Lineage: Eukaryota; Metazoa; Arthropoda; Insecta; Lepidoptera; Tortricidae
Exons: 2
Coding region: 24-338 (104 amino acids)
Source: RefSeq, a predicted model, not a curated record